CCCUCCUUCACAACCAACCCACCCGACUGCACUCCACGCGCACCGUUAUUUCCGCCUCGAGCCCUGAUCUACCCGUAACCAGCCACUGCUGCACCCCGACCCGGGUGUGUCUACGGCUGACUGCUGGUCCACAUUACUUCUUCUUCUCCUUGCCGUACUUCUUCUUCGUCAUCUUCGCCUUCACCAUCAUCAUCAUCGGGGUCCGCUGAUCCCCUAACCGCCCACCAUGUCUAUCCGUGCGCUUCGAGACGCCGAAAACGUCUUUCGGAUAGAGAAGCGAUGCAAGCUGUGCGAGCAAGCACCACUGUCCUGCGAGGGCAUCAAGUGCCCAGCCAACCAGGUCUGUGUCCAGAACUCGCGAACAUGCGACGAGUGCGCCUCCGUCAACUGCCAGGUCGACCCUACCAUUGCUCCACCUGAGCCUAGCAAGCCAAAUGUCGGCGCCAUUGCCGGCGGUGUCAUUGGAGGUAUCCUACUCGUCGCCAUUCUCACAUUCGUAGUUUGGAAGUACUGCCUCAAGGGCAAGAGGAGGCCCAUUUCCCAGCAACCCGAAUGGAACGAUGUCGACGUUAUCGAGCAAGAAAAGGACAACGACUUCGAGUCACGCCGCAGCGCUCGCGCAUCUACACACACCGUCGCUUCCAUGGCCUCGUCCGUCCUCACUCGCGCCUCAAACAUUAUCCAAAUCGCUUACAUUCCUGGCGUCACCAACCGCUCGGGCAACCCCGGAUCUCCCGACCUGCUUGUUCCUCCCGUCCCUCCGAUCCCCUCCAUGUCGCCUUCGUCGGGCAAGAGCAGCCCCUACUCGUCUGCCGAUCAGCACUUCUUCGUCCCCGACUUCCGCGACUCCAUGAUGUCUUCUAGUACUGCCGGCCGCACCAGCAUCGCACCGAGCCUUGCCCAACGAGGCAGCGUCGCCUCGACCAUGUACCGCCAGAACGCCAUUGUCUCUCCACUUCCUGCUCAGACCAUUGUGCGUGGCAAGGCCGCCGUUGUUAGUGUAAAGUCGACGGGAUCGAACAGCCCAGGAGAAACACCCACCCAAACACCACCAGUACCCUCAAUCGACCCCAAGCACUCUCUUAAGCCUAUUCGCAUCCAAAUGCCUGGUAUCAGCCCAGCAAACUCCGUCCGUAGCACCGCUCAGCUCGGCCCAGUCAAGGCCCUCCAUAUCACCAAGAAGAAGAGCUCUGAGACUACCCCACCAAAGAGCUCAAGCUCAACCACGGAUACCGAACGAACCCUAGUCAACACACCCGAGCGUCGCACCUCAGCCGGACGACCUCUCACUGCUAGUUCCACGCUCUCAUCCGACGAUGGCAGGGAACACUCACACGCACGUAGAGGAAGCCUGGCAUCAGACACUGAAGACGAAGAGGACAACCACACACGCGCAAACCAGACACUUCUUGGUAAAUCAGCCAACCGCGAUUCCGAUAUGACGGAAUUCCAAGACACGACUCCCCAUAUGGAUAACAGCCCUUUUUCCGACAACUCAUCGCUCGAUAACCUACGACCCAUGAUGUCUCAACGCAUCACAUCAUACGACCCGUCGUCUGGCCUCCGCACCCCAAUGACACCCAUUGUCGAAGAGUCAUCCGCUUCGAAGCGAGGCAGUACAGUCUCCAACCGAAGGGAUACCAGCCCCUUUGCAGACACCAACCGAAGUGAACUGUAAUCGAUCUUUUUUUCGAUUCUUUUCACACUGGGUGGGACUUGAUGUCACGGGUCGACAUUGAACCCAGCAAGGCUGGGCCGAGCGAAAAAUAUCUUCUUGUCCUAGUGUUUUUUGUGUUCUUCAUUCUACGAAAUCAAGGGGUCUAGGGACAAUGUGUAUGGACCGAGGUCUGGCAUCUCGGAUGCCGUUAUUUCGCUCUCUUGCUCUCUUUCUCCCUUCAUCCUGUUUUGGAUAUACCCCUUCUUCUUUUUCUGCGCGCGCUCCCUCUGUCUUAUGUAGACGUGUGCCUCAGUGUGUGUGUGUGUGAGUGUCUUCAAACCUUCUCCCCGUUCAUUGAUAUCCCAAGGAUCUUUGCUUGUUGCUUCUUUUUUUUCU
This is a messenger RNA of Bipolaris sorokiniana ND90Pr, 2053 nucleotides long. RefSeq lists its product as uncharacterized. NCBI's taxonomy places the organism in Eukaryota, Fungi, Ascomycota, Dothideomycetes, Pleosporales, Pleosporaceae. Bases 227 to 1678 code for a protein of 483 amino acids. The record is from RefSeq and is a predicted model, not a curated record. The transcript is spliced from 2 exons.